Messenger RNA from Ruditapes philippinarum (Manila clam), 1531 nucleotides. RefSeq names its product nematocyst expressed protein 6-like. The transcript has 2 exons. Bases 163 to 1458 code for a protein of 431 amino acids. The record is from RefSeq and is a predicted model, not a curated record. Gene Ontology annotation, biological process: nervous system development; proteolysis. Gene Ontology annotation, cellular component: membrane. NCBI's taxonomy places the organism in Eukaryota, Metazoa, Mollusca, Bivalvia, Venerida, Veneridae. Gene Ontology annotation, molecular function: metalloendopeptidase activity; zinc ion binding.
AUACGUAAUUCAAUUGCUUGACAUCUGCGCAUUUUCCUUCUUUGAUAACCCCAGGUUUCAUCCGGGACGGACCUUCUCGUAUAAAAGCUGCGUCUAGUGCGCAGUAAAAUUUUGUGUAGAAAAGUCUACGGAGAUAGCCCCAUCAACUGCCCUGACUUCAAGAUGAAAGUGCUGCUAGUUUUAAGUGUGGUUUGUGCAACAGUCUCGUCUCGGUUAACAUCGAAACUAGGUGACCAUCAUAAUGACUCGCUUAUCCAUAAAACCAUUCUUACUACAACUAAAUCAAGGAACAGUGUACUCGGAUCAACAAGAGACGAUACCACAAUCAAAACAAGAAACGUGUUCACAGAUGCGACAAGGUUGUGGCCAAACGGGGAAGUUCCGUUUAUAUUUGACGAUAAUGUCCCGGCUUUCACAAAAAUUGAACUAUUAGCUGCAAUGCAAGAAAUAGAAAUGAGUAUAUAUAGCGGGAAUAAGAUAUGUGUCAUGUUUGUUCCUCGUACAUCCGAACCAGAUUACCUUCAUAUAUCUUGGACAAGCGGAACAUCUGGUUCUACAAGUAUUGGACGAGUUGGUGGCAGACAAGAAAUGACGGUAAAUAGCGCUGGUGGGCGUGGACAUGAUGACAAUUUAGAAAUUCUCCUUAUGGUCAUGGGAGUUAUACCAGAAGUCAUGCGUCCUGACAGAAACACAUAUUUGAAUAUUAACAUUGACAACGCGAUAUCUUCGAGCCCAUUCCGAGUAUUAACUGGAACUGGGACCAGUUCUUUUGGUCAAAGUUUUGAUUAUGAGUCUCUUGUUCUUGGAAACCCGUAUCAGUAUGCAAAAGACAGCGCUUAUCCUGUGACAUCGGCAAAACAAAGCGGUAAGGUUAUGGGUCAAGGUGUUUCGUUAACAAAAGGAGAUGUUACAUUGAUACAGCAUGCCUACCAGUGUACUGUCGAUUCAUCUCAUGAUGUUGACCUCUUGGGUUCAUUACUAAUUGAAUGUCACUUUCAUGUAGAUAUGUGUAAUUUCAUACAAGACAAAACAGAUGAUUUUGACUGGGUUGUAAAGGCUGGUCCAUCGGCAACAACCGGUACUGGCCCCUAUGCUGACUACAGCAGCGGAUCGGGAAAAUUCGCCCUUGCUCAGGCUACGGGGCACCACAACCAAGAUGCUCGCCUGUUAUCCCCGACAUUCAAUGCUGGUGAAUACUGCUUAAGAGUGCACUUGCAUAUGUAUGGACGAGAUAUCGGUACCCUGAAAAUUUCUGCGGUUCUCCCGGACGGUACCAAACAAUAUUUACUAAACCAGAGCGGCCAACUUCCCAACACGUGGUACCAUGUUUACUCGACGCUCAACAGCAAGACAUCUUUUCAUCUUGAGAUAGAGGUUACCGUGGGCAACGGAGACCUGGGAGAUAUAGCUGUUGACGACAUAUACUUCUACAAUGGUCAAUGUAUUGAAUGGGAUUAGGUUAUAUCAUGCAUGAAAUUUUGAGAUGGUGUGAAAUUUUAUAUUUAAGUUCAGAAUAAAAAGUUGAUAUCAA